Cuscuta europaea is the source of this 562-nucleotide messenger RNA. Lineage: Eukaryota; Viridiplantae; Streptophyta; Magnoliopsida; Solanales; Convolvulaceae. The record is from the annotation of a GenBank genome assembly.
GAACUUCAAAGGGUAAAACAGUCAUGUAUGGCCCUCCAUUAUAUAGAGAUGGAUUAUAUUGUUAUGGUGAGAUGGAUGCCCUAAUGUCUGUGACUGAAUUAGGCAGUUUAGAACACAACAAAUUAGUUGGAAAGGAUAUUGGGUGGAAGAAACGUAGUAUCUUUUGGGAUCUCCCAUAUUGGAAGGAUUUGCUUAUACGCCACCAUCUUGAUAUAAUGCACAUAGAGAAGAAUUGCUUUGAGAACAUAUUUUACACGAUUCUGGGUGUGUGCCAGGGAAGUCAAAGGACCAUACACGAGGGAGAAUGGAUAUGGAACACAUUUGUCAUAGACCGGGUAUGAAGAUGGACUGUGACGGAAAAUAUCCCAAGGCUCCUUUCACGCUUUCAAACAAGCAAAGAGAGGUUUUGUGCAAUUGGGUUGAUUCACUUAAGUUCCCCGAUGGAUUCGCAUCUCGAUUAGGACGUUGUGUAGAAAUGGAGAACCUUAAGGUAUUCGGUAUGAAGAGUCACGAUGGUCACGUUUUUAUGCAACGUCUACUUCCAAUUGCACUGAGAGAAAUG